GCUGUAUACCGCUUACACGAAUGUGAAUAGAACUUUGUCCCUGAAGAACUGCUGUAUAAUGUCAAUUUAUUAAAAUUUAGUUUAUAACUGACAAUUUAGUUUAUUAUUAAAUAUGCACUCGCACGCGCUUCAGAAUAAGAGUGAAGAUAAAUUGAGUGUGGAAGAAAAAUGGAACAUAUACGAAAAACAGCACCAUGGACACGAAUCAAUGCAUGCAAAGAUGUUACUUGUUUUAUUAGUAACUGUAUUAGUGGUACAAAUUAUUAUAGUUGAAUGGAAAAAAAUACAUUACAAAUCCUACCAGCUUAUUACCUUAGUUGCCAUGUGGAUUAUUCCAUUUGGAUUAAGUUUAAAAAAUCGUUGGUGGAGGUUUAUAUUUCUUUGGUUAGUAUCAUCCUGUAUAACAGGAUUAGUAGUACGAAAGGCUGUUCAAAAACCUAUAGCAGGUACAACACCAAGAUUGGUGUACAAAUGGUUUCUUUUUAUUUAUAAACUAAGUUACGUGUUGGGUAUUAUAAGUUACAUUAUAUUGUUAGCUACAUUUUUUGGUUUAAAUCUUGUAUUUGAAGUGAAACCUCAAGUGUGGAUGGAUUGUGGUAUGCUUUUGUUGUUUUAUGGUCUUUAUUUCGGAGUAUUAGGGAGAGACGUCGCAGAGAUUUGUGCGGAUAAAAUGGCUUCACAUGUUGGGUAUUAUGUGCCAGGACAUAUGCCAACAAGGACCUUAGAGCCUGGUGUGUGUGCUGUAUGUGGAAACAGACUUUUAGUGUCAGAAAAUGAACCCGGUGUUAUUGAGAACACAUACAAGCUUAGUUGUGAACACGUGUUCCACGAAUUUUGUAUUAGAGGAUGGUGCAUCGUAGGAAAGCAGCAGACGUGUCCAUAUUGCAAAGAAAAAGUGGAUUUAAAGAAGAUGUUUUGCAAUCCAUGGGAACGACCUCACGUCUUGUACGGUCAGUUACUAGACUGGAUCAGGUGGUCGAUCGCCUGGCAACCGUUAAUUUUGUUUCUUGUUCAAGGUAUCAAUUGGGGCCUAGGCCUCGAGUAAGUAAUAGGGUAUUUGAAUUGCACUUACAUCACCAUUGUGUUUUCGUCAAACUAAUUUAUGUAAACAAACAAGUAUCUGUUUGUAUUUUUCUACGCAACAGUUGCUAUUACAUUUGUUAUUUAUAACAACGAAAUCCAGUCCAAUUUUAAUCAAACGCAAAAUUAGUGUUGCACCGUGUUGAAACAUUUUAUAUGAUCAGAACGAUCUUACGACUUACGAAGUGCUAUCCAUUCUGACUUAUGUAAUACUUAAUAAUAAUUCUUCCAAAGAAACAUUUUUUACUAUAUGUAUGAAGAUCUUCAUACUGUUACUGAUUUCAUAAAAAAAAAAAAAAAAUAAGUUUUUCAAACGACUAUGUGAUAUUGACUAUAAAUGUGUUCUAAUUUAAAUUCCUAUGCGGUUAUCCGAAUUAACUGAAAUUUAAAAAUAAGAAAAAGAGCAGUAUUAGCAGUAGCAGGAAAAGCAGUUCAGAAUAUUUUAUGGAACCUCAGAGGUACACUAUGAAUGCUUUGAGUUAUGAAAAAAAGAUUAAUUCGGAUAAUUUGUAUUGAAAUUAUUUAAUGUUCGGUUAUUCGAACUUCGGGUAGAGUCGGGGAGCGAGAGAGGGAAGGUCACGAAAGUAUCUUGCUAUGUAUAAAUGUUGGAGUUGACCAAAGUUGGAUUUCAUAAUUUCAAAAGUAAAAAAUCUCAAAACAUCAGAUAUCCAAAAUUAUAGUAUUUCGAAAUAAAAAAAUUUCAGAUUUCUUCAAUCCCAAAUAUCCAAAAUUUCAACUUUUGUACCCUCUUCGAAUUUUCCUUCUCUUUUUUCCAAUACUUUCUCUGUUCAGGUGAAUACAAAUGGAGAGCUUUCCAAAGGCACACGACUUGUAUUCUUUCUAAUUAACGCCUGCUUAGGGCCGACUUUCUGAACGAACCCAAACUCUUAGUCCGCUACCCGCAAAAAUAUCCUGAAUUGAUUGAGAAUGGUAGGAACGUAGCAUAUUUACCAUUUCUUUUAUCAUUCCGCUUCCUUGUUAAAGCUAGUCGAUUUAAGUUUGCAGUUCACUUAUCUUAAAAAAAAUUUACUGAUUCCCGUGCUCACCACUAUUACUGAUUUCUUAUUUAAACAAUAAGAUGCUCUGUCAUGUUUAAAGAGAGAUAUCUUGUUAAAUAAUAUCUUCAGAGAGGCAAAUAGAAGAUAUCCAAAGAAAAGGAAUUAUAUUCAGCAAUAGAACUGUAUUAUUUGUGAUUUCUGAAAGUAGUACCUUAUAUUUAUUUUCAUUCCGGAAAAGCAAUUAUAUUAUAGAUUUUAGUAGGGAGAUUAGGUUUAAAAGUAAUAUCGAAGCAGCAGAUCUUUCAAUUUUUUUGGGUGCAUUGUAAGGAGCGUUAAAUUUGUUCUAAUAGCAAAGCAUGAAAAAUUAGAAUGUAUUGUCACUACGUGACAGCAAAAUAGUGGCAUAACUGCGGAGGGGGCAGAGUAAAACUGACCCUGCAAAAAUAUUCUGCUACUGUAAAAUAAUGUACAAAAGGACUUGAAGGUUGGAUCGUUUAACGAUCAGAUUUUCAUAUCUUACAUUGUUUUAUAAUUCCUUUUGUCGAAGCAUUGUAAAUAUUGGAAAUUGUAAAAUUUCAGACACGAGAAACAUUGUUCCCUAAUAAAUGAUGUACAAAAAGAUACCAA
Messenger RNA from Osmia lignaria (orchard mason bee), 2705 nucleotides. Its product is annotated as E3 ubiquitin ligase Rnf121. Gene Ontology annotation, molecular function: ubiquitin protein ligase activity; metal ion binding. Gene Ontology annotation, cellular component: Golgi membrane; endoplasmic reticulum membrane. Gene Ontology annotation, biological process: ERAD pathway. The record is from RefSeq and is a predicted model, not a curated record. Lineage: Eukaryota; Metazoa; Arthropoda; Insecta; Hymenoptera; Megachilidae.